AUGUCUGCUCAAGUACCACAGGAAGAAUUGCCUAUACUCGAAUCAGUCAUCAACAUUCGAAAUAGACUGACAGCGCUGAAGAAGAACCGGGCCGGAUUCAUCAAGCCUUCGGACGUGAAUUCUUUGUAUCAGGCCGUGGUCAAGCAAGGUGCGUUCAUUUCCCCGUGUGACCAGCUUAAUGAUGUCCGCAAUGACAACGAUACCUAUAAUAAUCGCCUCGAUACCACCCUUGCAGACGUCUUCACCCUUCUCUCUCUGUUCUACCUUACCAUAGGCAAGACGAGAGACACUCCAGCAAUCUAUUCCCAGCUUGCAUCCAUGCGACAAAUUCUAAACCAUAUGACCGAGUCCGCGGUAUACAACGAGUCAGACCUUGCCCCAUUUCAACGACGCCUCAGCGAUCUUCGCCAAAUAGUCCAGCGAGACGCUUCCGCCGGAAAGCAUCCGGAGGCACUGACGAAACUGCUUGAACGACAACUCGGCGAAUGCGAUGGUAUCGUCCGAGAUUUACAAGACGGUCUCGCGGUGCUGUCCGACGAGCUCGUCCCUGUCCACGAGAAGCUUGUCAACCUACGACGAAAGCUCGUGGCACUUGGCUCCAGGGAAGGCUCUCAUAAAGCUGAAUUGAAACCAAUAAUGGAAGAACUUCGAAAAAUUGAUUCGAAACGCGUGGAAGGACGAUUCCUUGGACCCGGAGGCAACGUUCCGUCCUCACAAGCAAAUUGUUCUUCGCUGCUCGAAAAUUGCUUUGAAAUCGCACAGGAAAUCAAGGCAACCGAAGAGUCCAAGAAUGUCCCGGAAUCGCUGAAGCCAAUCUACGAUCGUCUGAGCGAGAUCAGGAAGGAGCUAGAGGAUCUCGUCCUGACACAUCGAUGGAGUUUACGAGAGACCGAUUUAUGGAACUACUCGCUAAGUCUACAGGAAAUCGAUAAGAUGAGGAUCGACGGAAAAUUCACGGAUUCAGAGGGUAAUCGACCGAACGGUCAAUACGUGCUGUUAUAUCUGUUGCGCCGAUGUUACGGGCUCAUAUAUCGGCUGCUGUCGUCCAGCGAGCCCGUUUCGGAAGAGCUUAUGCCUAUCGCCAACAAGCUGAACACCGUCAAGAAAUGCUUAAACGAAGUGCUGAAAUACGGGGGCCCAUGGAGCCCACGCGAACUUUACCCUUAUCAACUAGCUCUUCAUCAAAUCGAAUCAAGGAGAAAGGACGGAAAAUUCAUAGGUAUCGAUGGUUCAAUCCCCGAGGGUCAGGGUAUUGUUAUGGCUCAUCUUAAUGAAUGCCAUGAGCUUAUUGAAAUGCUCAAAGAAUCAAUGGACGAAGCUGGCGAAGACGACGAUGACGAAGAGUACGAUGAUGAUGACGAUGAAGAAGAAGAAGCGUCAGGCUCCGAUGCGGAAACACCAUCAUGA
Molecule: messenger RNA, 1407 nt
Organism: Desarmillaria tabescens
Lineage: Eukaryota; Fungi; Basidiomycota; Agaricomycetes; Agaricales; Physalacriaceae
Exons: 10
Coding region: 1-1407 (468 amino acids)
Cellular component (GO): cytoplasm; nucleus
Source: RefSeq, a predicted model, not a curated record